AUGUCUACUGAAGAGGGUUUUCUUGAAUCUCUAUGGAGGGACAUUGAUAUGAAUAGGCUACACCAUGACCCAACAGACGAUCUUAAUCUGAUAAUUGUGUCACAUGGGCUUGCUAUUCGUGUUUUUCUUAUGAAGUGGUUUAAGUGGACUGUGGAACAGUUUGAGUUCUUAAAUAACCUUGGGAAUUGCGAGUUUCGAGUGAUGCAGCUGGGUAAUGGCGGAGAAUACAGUCUAGCAAUAAACCAUAGUGAUGAAGAACUGCAAGAAUGGGGAUUGUCUCCUGACAUGAUAGCCGACCAAAAUGUCCAUGGUAUCUCGACACCUUCUUUGACCAGUUUGCAGACUCCAGUGGUGAGGAUGGUGAGGACUUGCAGCGCUGCUAAUAUUGUUGGAGACUGUGUGCCGAAGAAGAGGAACAGAAAGCCGUCUCCAAAGCUGACGGAGGCCAACUCAUCGGCGGUUUUCUUACAGAUCGGCGACCAUGCCCAACUAGCUUAUACUCACUCCAAUCAUCCUGAUUUUCAGCCGAGAACAGCUGUGCGUAUUCGCCCAACUCUAUAUCUCUGA
Molecule: messenger RNA, 567 nt
Organism: Striga asiatica
Lineage: Eukaryota; Viridiplantae; Streptophyta; Magnoliopsida; Lamiales; Orobanchaceae
Source: the annotation of a GenBank genome assembly